AUGACCCAGAUCGACGGCAACAUCAAGAACGACGACGCUUUGCAGGACUCGGCCGCUUCGGAGGCAGCCGAUCGACCGGACGCUGCCCGUCGCGGCGGCGGCACCUGGCUCCGCUGGUUGCCGCUGGUUCUGCUCUUCGGCGUCGGUGCGACGGCCUGGCUGGCUUUCGACCUGGGCAGCUACCUGAGUUUCGACGCGCUGGCAGAGAACCGCGGUUGGCUGCUCGAUCAGGUCGAGCGCUAUGAGUUGCGCACGGUCUUGGCCUUUGUUUUCGCCUAUGCCCUGGCGACGGCCUUUUCCAUACCCGGAGGCGCCGUGCUAACGGUCCUGGGCGGGUUUCUCUUCGGCACUCUGUUCGGGACGUUUUACGUUGUGACUGGGGCGACGUUGGGCGCCGUAGCCGUGUUUCUGGCGGCUCGAACGGCGCUGGGCGACAGUCUGCGCAAACGGGUCGGCGGGACACUCAAGCGGAUGGAGACCGGCUUUCGCGAGAAUGCGCUCAGCUAUCUGCUGGUCCUGCGCCUGAUCCCGAUCUUUCCCUUCUGGCUGGUCAACCUGGUCCCGGCCUUCCUGGGCGUGUCGUUGCGCACCUACCUGAUCGGCACGAUCCUGGGCAUUGUUCCCGGUACGUUCGUCUAUGCCAGUCUUGGCAACGGCGUCGGCGCGCUCUUCGAUCAAGGCGAAACGCCCGAUAUCGGAAUCAUUUUCAGCUUCGACAUCUUGACCCCGAUCCUCGGCCUCGCAGUGCUCGCGUUGCUGCCGGUCGUCUACAAGACUUGGAAAGCCCGCCGCGCGGCGGCGCGCUGA
Messenger RNA from Symbiodinium necroappetens, 807 nucleotides. The record is from the annotation of a GenBank genome assembly. NCBI's taxonomy places the organism in Eukaryota, Dinophyceae, Suessiales, Symbiodiniaceae.